Molecule: messenger RNA, 870 nt
Organism: Ochlerotatus camptorhynchus
Lineage: Eukaryota; Metazoa; Arthropoda; Insecta; Diptera; Culicidae
Exons: 1
Coding region: 1-870 (289 amino acids)
Source: RefSeq, a predicted model, not a curated record
AUGCAAACCCCAUCGACAUUAUCAUCGGCGCUGAGGUGUGUGUUCUUCGAUCUAUCCAAGGUUUCUGGGAGUAUUCAACUUGGUAAUUCUCUUCCGACCAGGGUUAGCUCGAUCCUCGGUUGGAUAGUAUCGGGAAAGGCUUCGUACGGUACUCCCACGACUCCAGUAAUCGCUGAACUACACCAGUGGAUGGAGAAAUGCUGGGCCAUCGAAGAAAACGACACUUCACCUUGUUCCUCCGUCGAAGAAGCAGCUUGUGAAGGACGCUUUGAACGAACGGUUAGGCGCAAUUCCGAAGGAAGGUACAUCGUUCGUUUGCCGAUAAAGGAUGACGUCAUCAAGCAAAUUGGUGACAACCGUCGCACUGCUGUUCACCUUUUUCGGAUGCUGGAAGGUCGCCUCGGUCGCAACUCUGAACUUGCACAGCAAUAUCGGGACUUCAUAGACGAGUACCUUGCUUUGGGUCACAUGAAGCAAGUCUUUGACUAUCAAUCACCACCGUCUCCAUGCUAUCACAUGCCUUACCACGCUGUGGUUCGAGAAGACAGUACUACAACAAAGCUACGAGUAGUCUUCGAUGCAUCGUGUAAGACUCCAGAAGGACCAUCGUUCAACGAUGCACUCAUGGUAGGCCCAACCGUCCAGCAAGAGAUCCGUUCAAUCAUCAUGCGUUCCAGAAUCCGUCGAGUGAUGAUCAUCGCUGACGCCAAGCAGAUGUAUCGUCAAGUUUUAGUAUACGAGCGUGACACUCCGCUUCUACGAAUAGUCUGGACGCCAUCACUGGACCAGCCAUUGGGUACCUACGAGCUCCUAACAGUUACCUACGGUACUGCAAGCGCACCGUUUCUCGCUACUCGAGUUCUCCUGUAA